Messenger RNA from Larimichthys crocea (large yellow croaker), 3200 nucleotides. RefSeq names its product growth hormone receptor b (gene ghrb). The record is from RefSeq and is a predicted model, not a curated record. Bases 242 to 1984 code for a protein of 580 amino acids. The transcript has 9 exons. Gene Ontology annotation, biological process: cytokine-mediated signaling pathway. Gene Ontology annotation, molecular function: cytokine receptor activity; protein binding. NCBI's taxonomy places the organism in Eukaryota, Metazoa, Chordata, Actinopteri, Sciaenidae. Gene Ontology annotation, cellular component: external side of plasma membrane.
UACAGCUGCUCCACAUACACACACACACACACACACACACACACACACACACACACGCAGACCUACAGCCAGUCUGCCGGGGUUGCUUCUUCGACAGUGUUCCCAGCCUGCAAGGAUCUUGGUGAAACACGUUCCCGUUUCGUUUCAGAGGAUCCGCUUGGAGUGAGUCCGGACCUCAGCGUGACUGUGACUGUGAGAGUUUGUGUUGUUGCAGACCUGUUAGGACGGAGCGCUCAACACCAUGGCUGCCACUCUCAGCGUGCUCUUCUUCUUCCUUUAUAUCUUCAGUGCUUCAGCGCUGGAAUCACCCUCCGACCAAGUCCACCGACAGAGACACCCACACUUCACCAGCUGUGCCUCUGCCAACAUGGAGACUUUCCACUGCAGAUGGAAUGUCGGCACUUUCCAGAACCUCUCCAAGCCAGGAGAUCUCCGCUUAUUUUACAUUAACAAAAAACACCCUCAUGCCCCGCCUAAAGAUUGGACUGAGUGUCCUCAGUACAGCACGGACAGGCAAAAUGAGUGCUUCUUCAAUGAGAAUCACACAUUCAUCUGGACAUUUUACAGUGUCCAGCUCCGCUCAAGGGAUCAAGCAGUCCUCUAUGAUGAGAAGCUCUUCAACGUUCAAGACAUUGUGCAACCAGAUCCUCCUUACAGCCUAAACUGGACGCUGCUGAACGUGAGUUUGACGGGCACUUACUAUGACAUCAUGCUGAGCUGGAAGCCGCCUCAGUCCGCAGAUGUGGAAUCAGGGUGGAUGAAGCUGCAGUAUGAGGUCCAGUACCGUGACAUCAGCUCUGACCUGUGGGAAGUGGUCGACCUUGUGCAAAGCACCCAUCGCUCCAUUUAUGGCCUUCAAACUAACACCAACCAUGAGGUUCGGGUCCGGUGCAAAAUGUUUGGUGGGAAAGAGUUUGGAGAGUUUGGCGACUCUGUGUUCAUCCACAUCCCAUCCAAAGUGUCUAGGUUCCCUAUCGUGGCCUGGCUCAUCUUUGGCGCCUUGUGUUUAGUGGCCAUCCUGAUGUUAGUCAUCAUAUCACAGCAGGAAAAGUUGAUGGUUAUUCUUUUGCCUCCUGUUCCUGGACCUAAAAUAAGAGGAAUUGAUCCUGAACUGCUCAAGACAGGAAAGCUGAGGGAGCUGACAUCUAUCCUGGGUGGGCCACGUGAUCUGAGGCCAGAGCUGUACAACAAUGACCCCUGGGUGGAAUUCAUUGAUCUGGACAUUGAGGAGCAAAGCAAAACAAUAGACCUGGACACGGACUGUCUCAUGCAUCGCUCCCUCUCCUCCAACUGCACUCCCCUCUCCAUCGGCUUCAGAGACAACGACUCGGGACGGGCCAGCUGCUGCGACCCAGAUCUCCCCGGCGACCCAGAAGCAUCACCUUUCCAUCCUCUCACCCCAACUCAAACCUUCAGUGAGGAAGCAUCAUGCCCAACAGCCUGUGAGUCAAGCCUCCCAGGCCAGAGCCCCACCAAUGAGGAGCCUCCUUUUGUAGCACUGGGCAGAGAGGCGUUGUACACCCAGGUGAGUGAGGUGAGGUCUUCUGGCAAGGUGCUGCUCUCACCUGAAGAACAGACUGAGGUGGAGAAAACCACGAGCAAAGACACAGAGAAAGACGUCAUGGCAGAGAAGGAGAAAGAAAGGAAAGAGUUCCAACUCCUGGUGGUGAAUCCAGAUCAUGGGGGUUACACCUCAGAGCUCAAUGCAGGAAAAAUGAGCCCAAGAGAAAUGAAUGAACCCUGCCAGACAGUAAGAGACUUGAGUUCUUCACUACCUUCGUCACCUUACCAUGAAUCAGAUGCCAUCCCUGUGUCCUCUCUUCCCCCGGCUCCUGUCUACACCGUGGUAGAGAGUGUUGACAGGCAGAACAGCCUCUUAUUGACACCGAACUCGACACCUGCCCCCCAGCUGAUAAUUCCAAAGACUAUGCCAACACCAGACGGCUACUUGACGCCUAACCUUUUGGGAAGCAUCACACCAUAGAUCAGCAAUGAACUGCGCAAAGUUAAGACUAUUAAAUCAAAGGCAGAGAUAAGGUUGGGAACAGUCUUGGAUAUUGACUAUUGAGGGUACCAAGGUUUAGUGUUGAAUGUCAGCUCUCCUAAAAUAGUUGGGGGGGACAUCUGCGCCUGUCCUGCCUACCACCUCUAACUCCUCUUUGCCUCCCGCUGCUUCCUCUGACAGGACUGUACAGUCGAUAUGGUCGGAAGUUUGUCAUGAGGGAAGAAGAACACACAAGAAUGUGUUUUACUGCAGUUGUGGAAAAGGAACCGUUCAAAGGGAAAUAACACAAGCUGGGAAGGGAAGUUGCCUCAAACUCCAAAACAGAACUCAAACUAUCUUUGCUAAAGCUGCAUUGGUCAUUUUUUGGACACUCGAAGACACAGAACCCUAGCACAUUAAAUAUGAAACUGUUUUGGCAUAUGCUUUCAGAAACAGUUGCUUUUUGCAUAUCAAACCAUCAUUUGUUUGGAGUUAUGUUCCGUCCAACAUGUUUGUUUCAGCCAUGUGAACAUGAAAUUGUCGAGUAAACACAGGUGUUACCAAUGAUACAUUCAAUUGUACUUCUACAUAUACUUUAUUGCUAACAUUUUGUACAUAUCAAAAACCUUUUGAUAAAUUCAGGUCAUAUGUAUAAUUAAUAUGCUGUUUCAAAAAUAUAUGUUAAACAUACUCGCCCUCUCUUUAUGAAUCCAACAUUUUUAAUGCCUUCCAUUAUGUUUGCAUUCCUUUUCAGGCUUUAAGAUCAAUAUUUCCACAAUGAAAAUGAUAACCAUAACCAUAAAUAACCAAUUGCUUUUUCUUUUCUUUUUUUUUUUAAUACUCAGGCUUAUUGGAGUUUACAGUAUAUAUCAUGUUAAAUUCAAAAAAUCAAAUAAAGCAUAUGUUGUAUGUAAAAGGAUCAACUGGCGCAUAAAAUAUUAGAUGCUUGUCUCACUUUCUUAAUUCAUGUUUGAAGCUGUGAAAUGUUUUCUGAGCUGACACAAAAUAAUUCAGUUUGUUAUGAUCAUGCUCAGUAAUAUAUGUUUUUUAGCUAAUGGACUAUAAAGUUUUUUGUUUUUUUCGGUGUCUGGUUAAAUGUGCAUUGAAUUGAAACUGAAAUUUGGGGGUACAUGGCCAUCAGUGUUGAAUUUGUACAGUUAUUGCAUUUUAACUGUUCAAAAGUGUUACAAAUAAAAAUAAAAACUUUCAUACUUUG